AAAUUGCUUACAUAGUCUAGGGGAAUGUACAUGUUUAGUGAUUGGCUAUAUACGACUGGGAAGUAAUAUACAGCGUUAACACUAUUGCUAGUGAGAGUCGAAAGCAGACAUAACAUGGACGAUAAAGGACUAACAUGUCAUUUGUCAUAGACAACUCGCGUCCAUAUUAUGAUUCAUAGUCUCACAAUAACCUUAAUAUCCAAAUUAUUUGUAUUUACAGUCUGUAAAAGGUGUGUUGUGUGGAUAUCUCUUAAAUUUUAAUGAAAUUUGACAGUAAAGUAAUAUUAGUGUAUAGUGUCGUCUGCUAGGAGUAUAGUAUACUGUGUCGGCCUAUACAAGAAGAUUAAUAUCCCAUUUCUGAUUCGCUCCAAUAACUGUGAAUAUAUGAUAUACUAAGACAUUGGAUAACAUUGGAAUAAUUUUACUCUCUGGACAAAAUUGAUAGAAUUAGAAUUAAGAUGGGUGAAGUGCUAUUGUUUUAUGCCUCAGAUGGGGAGCAAUGGGCGACAUUUCUUACGAAUAAAUUUACCAGCCAGGAAUACAAUCUGCCUGUCAGAACGGAAUUAUUCUCAACUCCAGAUUUUGAAUUCUCUGCUGAGUGUUGUGUGCAAGUGUUAUUAUUAACGCCCGAAUUGUUAGAAUCAGCAAGCAAAACAAAAACAAACUUUCUAGGCUUAAUACCCACUCGUUGCGUGGUCGUUCUACUGGGCGUUGAGAAGAGCGAUGUCGAAACGCUAUUGAAAGCCGAUGGACAAAGUAAACAUAUAUUUGAUUGUAAAAUAUGUUGUGUAAAUAAUGACAAUGAAACAAUAAAGGGUACGUUAGUGACUAUUAUAGAAGUAUAUGAAGGAUGUGGUUCGGAUGAUGAUGAUGAUAUUUAUUCUGUGCCGCCAUCAAACAAACAAAUUAAUCAUGUCUACCAGGUUAUCCCAGAUCAUAUACAACAGGGUGAUUAUAUCUAUGUUAUACUGGAUCGGAAGGCAGAGAAUGGGGUUCAAAUACAUUGUGAUUCAACCGAUGAAGGCAUCGUCAUAGACUCACUGGAUAAAGCUGUCUAUUGUGCCAAACUUCCAGAAAGUGCUAAAGGUGAACUCAACUUAAGUAUUGUGUCAGAUAACCAACCACUGGGAGAAGAGAAGAUUGUAGUUGAGACUAAACUAGACCGAAUGAGAUCUUUAUUGGAUGAUGUAGUCAAUCCCGUUGGAUUCUUGUGUCAAGCAUUAGGUCUCAGAACAUACACGGCUAAAGCAUUAGAUGAAGCAUUGGUACAAAAAAUCAGAUUGAAAUCAUCGCCAUCUGUAUUUCAAGCCUUUCUCUCAAUAGAUGAUGUCAACUUCACAGACGAUAAAAGUAAAUCAAUAUGGCCGACGCCGUUGCACUUUGCUGCAGAAUAUAAUUUGGAACAGUUUGUCCAAGAACUUAUGAAGUACCCUGGUAUGAUCCUUGCGGCGUGUACGGAAAAUAUCAAUAAAGAAUAUCCGUCGACAAUUGCUGAACGAGAAGGACACACAGAUUUGUGUCACAAACUUGUCCGUUUUGUUUUAGACCAGAAACAAGAUUUAGACAGUGGCAUUUUAGACCCGACCUUUGACCUUCCUGCCCCGAAACCACACGGAUACCAACCAAAAGGUUAUGUUAACCAACCAUCCCGUCAGUCUGAAAUUACAUCUGAUGAAGAUUAUAUACAAAUGGACCCACAUUUACAUCUUGAUGAAAAUUAUACCAAUAUGUCAGCUUUUCCAAAGGCGGUGUCAAGAUUACGAGGGGAAUCACCCUGCAAUUCCCCACAGCUAAAUCGUUCCAAGUUACGACAUCUCAAAGCUCAACUGUUUAGUACUCAACGGUCUGCUUCUGAAGGCGAUACUUAUAGAUUUUCUUAUCUUAGUGAUGAUUCAUCAUGUAGCAGUAUUCCAGAUCCUUUUCCAUGUUUGAUGAAACGUGGACCCGCGCCAUUACUACCCGAAAAGUCUAUUGAUAGAUGUAGUCUUACAAGUGACCUGACAGAUAGCCCACGAAAUACGUAUUACGAAGAUGAUGACACGGAUUCUAUUUAUAAUAUACCUCCACCAGCCUCUCCAAUAGUUAAACACAGAUCAUCUUCUGAAUUUAAAGAUGACUCUCUUAUUGAAAAGGCCACAACAGCUGAAACUGUCUCGGCUCAAUCACCCGUACAAGUUGAAAUAACACAACCCAGCCCAACUCUUCCGAGACCUCAGACCAUGUGUAUAGCUGAUAUAAAUUUUGAUUCACCAGAUUCAGCCAGUUCGUCCAGUAGAUUGUCUGUCGAUUCAGAUUCGGGAAGUCAUGAAAUGAGAGGGGAUAAACCUUCAAGACGGUCUCUUCAAUCUAAAAUUUCCUCAUUUGUACGAAAGUUACGACCUAGAUUUGGAAGUACGAGUGAACUUCCUAAAGUAGACAAAGCAAGAAAGAAAACUAAAUUUUAUACAAAAAGCGAUCCUGGCUUUGGUGACCAGGCUGUUGGAUUAGCAAUCUUAGAUAAAAUAAAUCAAGAUAAAGAUAAAGCUAGUGGAGAACAAGAAAGAGAUAGUGGUAGUUUUAGUGAAGAAGAAGAUGAGAAAACACCUAGAAAUAGUUAUAUCAAAAAAGAAAACAAGAAAACAAGAAAAGGCGACAAAAACAGUGGUCUGAUAAGGAAGAAAUCAGUUCGUGUAACCAGGGCUUUAACAGAUAGCGCCACAGAUGCCCCCUCCGUUCCAUUAAAAGUUUUUCCUGAAGUUUAAACCAUCGGCUGGUGAUAAAUCCCAUAAUAAGUUGCCUUAUAUUGUACUAUGAAACUUUUAGUAAUAGUUAAUAUUGCAUAUUUAUCAUCUUAGACACGUCAAUGAGGGUCUGAAGGUUAACUCAUUUAUUUCCAUAAUAUGUAGUUCAAGAGAAUAUGAUUGUAUCCAAGUUCGUUUUUAUCUAAGUUGCUACCCAACGAAGAAAUUUCAGUCCCUACGAUGUAUUUUAAACAAAGAAAGUGAUUAUUAUCUUUUAGCUCGUUGGGGCAUUACUUGAUUAUAAUACUCAAAUAUUUAAAUGCAAAGAAUCCCAGCUUUGUUGAGAAAUAUUUUGAACAUAUGCAUAUUUAUAACCGUUGAUUGGAAAAGUCAUUCGCAAGAAAACUUGUUUUACAUUUUAAAAAUAAAGUUAUUGUCUGCUUUA
This is a messenger RNA of Patella vulgata (common limpet), 3165 nucleotides long. RefSeq names its product phosphoinositide 3-kinase adapter protein 1. The coding region runs from base 459 to 2741 and encodes 760 amino acids. Gene Ontology annotation, molecular function: signaling receptor binding. The transcript is spliced from 16 exons. Lineage: Eukaryota; Metazoa; Mollusca; Gastropoda; Patellidae. The record is from RefSeq and is a predicted model, not a curated record.